AUGAUGUCUGUGGAAUCACUUUUGAAUAAUGUGCCUUACGCUAACUUAAACAGAAAGAGUUUGGGCUUUAUUUCACCCAAGAUUAUUAAAUGGAGGUUUACAGACUUGAUCUUGUUAGCACUAUUGGUCAUUUGUUAUUUCUUCAUCUACAAUAUAAAACCAUUCCACCGUCAAUUCUCACUUUAUGAUGCUACAAUUCAACAUCCCUUCAAAGAAAGAGAAACAGUCAACAAUAUUGAGUUGUUUCUCUACUCUACCUGGAUUCCACUUAUAGUGAUACUUGUUACUGCACUUGUAUUGACAAGUCCAAAAUACAGAUUCUACAACACCUAUGUCGCCGCACUUGGCUUGUUACUUUGUGUCCUCAUAACUUCCAACGUGACAGAUGUAUUGAAAAAUCUAAUUGGUCGCCACCGCCCAGAUUUCAUUGCCAGAUGCCAGCCAGAUCCCUCUGUGCGAACCGAAGCCUUGGUUUCAAUUGAGGUUUGUACAAACACAGACUUGAACUUGUUGGAAGACGGUUACAGAACUACACCCUCAGGUCACUCCUCGAUAAGCUUUGCAGGGUUGGUCUACUUGGCAUUGUUUUUAAUGGGUCAGUUCCAGGCUAAUGACCCAAGAGCAGGCAGUUGGAGGGCACUCUUAUUUGGUGGUGCCCCAUUGAUGGUUGCAACUUAUAUCGCAAUGAGUAGAACUGAGGACUACAGGCACCACUUUGUGGAUGUUAUUAUUGGGGGCUUGUUGGGUUUCUUCAUUGGCUCGUGGUCGUAUUUGAGAUUGUUUCCCUGGAUAUCUGACAAGAGAAGUUUUAGUAACUUGCUUAUGAUAGAGGAAGAAAAGGCUGAAGAGAGAGCCAAGCGUAACGAUGACAACAACGACACUGUUUUAGAAGAUGUAUAA
Molecule: messenger RNA, 900 nt
Organism: Lodderomyces oxycetoniae
Lineage: Eukaryota; Fungi; Ascomycota; Pichiomycetes; Serinales; Debaryomycetaceae
Gene: DPP3
Product: bifunctional diacylglycerol diphosphate phosphatase/phosphatidate phosphatase
Exons: 1
Coding region: 1-900 (299 amino acids)
Biological process (GO): phospholipid metabolic process
Molecular function (GO): phosphatidate phosphatase activity
Source: RefSeq, a predicted model, not a curated record